Messenger RNA from Vanessa tameamea, 252 nucleotides. RefSeq lists its product as uncharacterized. The record is from RefSeq and is a predicted model, not a curated record. Lineage: Eukaryota; Metazoa; Arthropoda; Insecta; Lepidoptera; Nymphalidae. The transcript is spliced from 2 exons. The coding region runs from base 1 to 252 and encodes 83 amino acids.
AUGAACAACAACGCGGAGAAGCUGCAAACUUUGCCCAAUAUUGAUGCUAUCGGUCCUGAUUUUUAUGACAUUGUUGAACAAGAAAUUUAUUACGACUUAGCACGGAUGAAAAAGAACGUUGCAAUAGUAACAAACUUAAGACUUGCAGCUGCAGAAAUAGAAGUAGAGACUGCAGCUCUCUACCAUGCUGAAUUGUGGUACGACAUUGAAAAUCUUAAGGCCGUUACUAAUGAAAAUAUUAAAUCCACAUAA